AGAGCUGACGGGGAUGAAUCUGGGAGGGCCCCUGCCCGCCACCAUUGGUGACCUGGUGGCUCUCUCGCACCUGACAUUGGAUAGGGACGGCAUCACAGGCCCCAUCCCAUCCACCAUUGGCCAGCUCACUGCCCUCACCUGGUUCUCCAUGGCUCGCAACAACCUCACGGGUAGCUUUCCAAAGACCUUCACCAACCUGGUCAACCUGAGAGACGUUUCCAUAUAUGCCAACCAGCUCAGCGGCCCUCUUCCCGACUUGAGCCUCUUCCCCAACCUGCUCCAAUGGGGGUCAUCAGGCAACAGUCUGGCAGGGCCGAUACCGUCACGCAUUGGCGCCUGCACUGAAUUGAUAGCCCUGUACCUGCAGGAGAAUCAGCUUUCAGGAAGUAUCCCAGACUCCAUCACAGCGCUAACCAGUCUCACACACAUGGACCUUUCAUACAACAGUCUCUCUGGCAGCAUACCUUCCAGCAUUGGCAACCUUAGCUGGCUCACCUCUCUAGCAUUGAAGGAGAAUCGCAUUGGUGGCACCAUUCCGGAUUCUCUGACCAACCUUGUAGCGUUGUCCCACCUUGACCUAUCUUACAACAACCAGCUCUCAGGGACCCUCCCCUACAGCAUUGGUAACCUGCAGAAGCUCGUCGACCUCUAUGUCGGCAACACGGACAUGCAAGGGAGCCUGCCCGAGACCCUUGCGACAAUGACCAACCUCGAAACCAUGUCAUACGACAGCCUGCUCAUGUCGUGCCCCACAGGUCCCUGCACCGUUGAUGCUGUCAACACCACGCUCUUCUGCUCUGACUGCUCCGCCUUCUGCUCCUCCUGCAGCGCCACGCCUG
Closterium sp. Yama58-4 is the source of this 839-nucleotide messenger RNA. The record is from the annotation of a GenBank genome assembly. Lineage: Eukaryota; Viridiplantae; Streptophyta; Zygnematophyceae; Desmidiales; Closteriaceae.